UUUUUUCUAUCACUAUAUAGAUAAAUAAAUAACCGUUAGAGCUAUUUGUGAUUUAGAUUUGGUUUGUUGUUGUUUUGUUUUUUUUUUGGUUUUAAAUAAAUUAGUUAAUUGAAUUGUGAAAACCAAACAAAAAAAAUGCAUCAACGAAAUUUAUAUUCAUCAUAUCCACCGGAAUAUGGGGGUGGUGGUAGUGGUUAUUCAAAUUAUCCACCUUCAAUUCCACAACAACAACAACAACAUUAUGGUAAUGAUUAUCAUCAACAACAACAACAAAUAUCAGCUCAACAUAAUCAUCCACCAUAUUAUUCUCAACAACAACAACAUCAUCAAUCUUAUAAUGAUCCAAUACAACAACAACAACAAUAUGAUCAUUCUUAUCAAAAUGGUUAUCCACCUGGCGGAAGUAGUAAUCGUCCAACAACAUAUGAUUAUACAAGUAAUAAUAAUCCACAGCCAUAUUUAUCAUCAUCAUCAUCAUCAGCGUAUCCAGAUCGUUCAUAUCAUCAACAACAACAGCCACCUGCAGUAUUACAGCCACAAACACAGCCAUUACCAGUAGCAAUAGCACAGCCACAGCCACCCCCACCGAUAAAACCAUCAUAUCCGCCACCAAAUCUUAAUCUGAAACCAACAACAACAGCAAAAAAUCCAUAUGGUCAAACCGGUCCAUAUGGAAUUGAUGCAGCCAAUCCAUAUGCUGAUUAUUAUAGAAAAUUAUAUUAUCCAUAUGAUCCUAUUACUGGUGAAUAUAUGAAAGAUGCAACACCACCAGGUGAUACUGGUUCAACAAAUUUAUUGCCAAAUGUGAUGCCCGAUUCAAUGGCUAAUCAAAUGUUUAGUCGUUCAUAUGCUGCUCAAUCAUCAUCAUCAGCUGGAAGAUAUGGAGGAAUGGGAGGUGGUGGUGGAGGUGGAUAUGGUAAUGAUCCAACAUCAAUGAUGAUGAUGAAUAAUUAUUAUGGAGGUGGAUAUGGUGGUGAUCAAGAAAAUGAUUCAUUAUUAUUAUGUUGUGACUUUCUUAUACCAAGGCCAAAUAUAAAAUGUUUAUUAAUAACAUUAUUUAUAUUAUUAGUAUUAAUCAUAUUAAUUGCUGUAAUAAGAUUUUUAGUUAGUUUAAGUGGUGAUCAAAGUGAAGAGCUAGCAACAUUAUUAGAACAAACAUGUAUGUUAUUAUUAAUUGCUGCAUUAGGUGAUCUAUUAUGGAUUAUUGGCGUUUAUUUUACAUCAAGACGUACUAGACAUCAAAUUGCAACAAUAUUAUCAUGUGCAACAAAUCCAUCAUCAUCAUCAGCAAUUGAAACAACAUUAUCAACAAAUGAUUUUAAUAAUUAUCUUUAUGAUCAACAACAACAACAACAACAUCGUCGUUCAUAUGUUCCAAACGUUGGUUGUAAUUCAUCUGUUGUUAAUUAUAAUCGUUAUAAUAGUGGUGGUGGUGGUGUUCCAUCAAAUUAUGUUUAAACAAAACCAUUUAUUUAUUUAUUUAUUUAUCAUCUUAUUAUUAUUAACAUUACCACAAUAUCA
This is a messenger RNA of Dermatophagoides pteronyssinus (European house dust mite), 1521 nucleotides long. RefSeq lists its product as uncharacterized. NCBI's taxonomy places the organism in Eukaryota, Metazoa, Arthropoda, Arachnida, Sarcoptiformes, Pyroglyphidae. The record is from RefSeq and is a predicted model, not a curated record.